Messenger RNA from Elaeis guineensis (African oil palm), 1377 nucleotides. The record is from RefSeq and is a predicted model, not a curated record. NCBI's taxonomy places the organism in Eukaryota, Viridiplantae, Streptophyta, Magnoliopsida, Arecales, Arecaceae.
GAAAAAGCCCACCUCCCUUUACUCUUUCUAACUCCUGCACCCUUUUUCUCUGGCCAAAGCGGUUUGUUCCAAGGCGUCCACAGUGCGACAAGCGUGUGAGAUAGAGAUAGAGAGAGAGAGAGAGCGAAAACCCUUGAUUCGAGAUCAUACUGUUCUUCUGUUCUCUUUUUUUGAGAGGUAUUGUUUCUUCUACGGCUUUUGAUGGAGGAGAGAGGGGAGGAAAUGGAGGAGGGGAGUUUGAUUGAGAUGUUGGGCUGCUUAGGAGAGGAAGAGGGGUACCUUUUUGGUCCACCUUCUUCUAUAGCUUCUACUUCUACGACGGCUUAUAUGCUCUAUUUUGGUGGGCAUGGGGAGGAUGCUGUUCCCUUUCAUGGGGUUGCCCAGAAAUCAAGUGAUUCUUCUUUGUCCUCCCUCUCCUCUUCUCCUUCUUCUACCACUACUGCAGCCGUCACCAGCUCUAAGUCAUCAAAGAAAAAGUUUGAGAUUAGUGGAGGUGGAGGAAGGAGGACGACCACAGCUAGUAACCCUAUUACCAACACUUCUGUAACGAGUAAGAAGCCUAAGACUGGGGGUUCCACUAGCGAUGGCGCCUCAAUCAAGGUGAGGAAGGAGAAGCUAGGAGAGAGAAUUAUAGCAUUGCAGCAAUUGGUUUCACCAUUUGGCAAGUCGGAUACGGCCUCGGUUCUACACGAAGCCCUUGGUUACAUCCGGUUCCUCCACGAGCAAGUCCAGGUGUCACUCCAUCUCUCACUCACUCUCUCUCUCUCUCAUUACUAUUCCUCUCACCUGCUCCUCCUUGCUCCUGUUGUUUUGUGUCAGGUUCUGAGCUCUCCGUACCUGCAACGGCUGCCAUCUUCUACCCACCUGCAUGAGGGGAAAGGGGUGGAGACGAGGACAAAUGAUCUAAGGAGCCGAGGGCUGUGCCUAGUCCCAGUGUCAUGCACGGAACACGUGGCAAAAACCAACGGCGCUGAUCUGUGGUCCCCAGCCAUGGGAUGCUCCAACUCUUCCUCUUCUUCUUCCCCUACCAAGCGUUAGGCCACUCUUGCUUUUCUCCCAAGCGUUUCUUCUUGGGUUCAGCGUCUGUUUCUUGUGUUCAUUUCUUUUCUUUCCUGUGUUAACCCUUUUGGUUUCAACCCCCGGCCUUGGGCAGCUGCUUCCUUGGUUUUUUUUUGUGUCAGGGAACAGUUACAGAAGAAAAGAAAGUUCAUCCAUAAAAAAAACAAAAAGAAGGAAAGAAAGCUUAGAGGAGAAUAGAAGGGAAUACGGAGGGGUUGAUGGCUAUAACUUAAGAAGAAAGAUAGACGAAGUACAGUACCAUCCCUGAACAAUAUAUAUAUAUAUAUAUAUAUUUAUAUAUAUUAUAAUUCUGUUGCA